GUUGACAAGAGCCAAGAAAGGCUGUAGAUUUGUCGUGAAAUUAUUUCCCAAAAGCUUUCUUCAAUAAAAAUUACAUAAAACAACAAAAAUAUGAUAAAUACCGAACGUAAAUAAUGCUGAAGUUGUGAUCUUUUCAAUCCGCAGAGAUUAAAUCGUACUAAAAUGGCUACAGUCAAGAAUAAUGGGCCAAUAAUAGACCCAGCGUUAUGUCGUUGCUGUAGAGCUAUAAAAAAAUGUCGUAUUCUCACAGCCGAAUAUACUUGGAUGGAGCAGAAGGAAGUGUACGCUGAUAUGAUCAUGGACUGCUUUGGGAUCUUGCUUUCUCAUGUAGAUGACAAUGAAAAAGAUAGUGGAGUAUGUGCAACAUGUGUGGUGCGUCUCCGUGAUGCUUGUGCCUUUAGACAGCAGGUGCUGCAAUGCGAGGAGCUGUUCCUCAGCGCUAAACUUGAGGAUAAGGAGGAAAAGGACGCUUUGGAAGAACCAAAGGUGGACAAGCCACAAAUGGACAUUGAACUCAAGAUAGAACCGAAGGAUGACCUGAGCGAGCAUUCCGGAGGAAUAGACAAUGAUGACAACAUGUCUAUUGGAUAUCCUGAAGAAUUGGAAGAACCGAAACCGCCUAAAAAAGAAGAAUCAUUGGACAAAACAGAAGUACCUGAUGAAGACUUGAAGCUCGGUGAAGACGAUGAUGAUGACAGCGACUGGUCUGGGUCGUCGUCAGACUCCGAUAAACCCAUCAAGAAGAAAGCAAAGAAGAAAGGGAAGACCAAUGGGGCGCAGAAGAAGAAGAAAACUGCUGUUAAGAAGACUAAAGCUGGUACGUCGACAAAGAAAUCACCGAAAGCAAUAAAGAAACCGCCCGUUGAAAAGAAGAAUAACUAUGACAGAGACCUAGAUUGUAUGUCCGAAGAGAAUUUACUUACAAUUAUACAAUACUCAUACGUGUGCCCAUUCAAGAAUAGAAGAAAUAACUAUUAUUGCUUCUACUGUAAAGACUAUUACCCCAAACCAGAGGAUUUGAGAGAACAUACAGUGUCACAUGACACCAAGCCUUUUCAGCUCCUAAUGGGCUAUAAAAAAAUGAUAAAAAUUGACAUCACAAGGAUAGACUGCAGACUAUGUCCAAUGAAAAUCGAUGAUUUAAACGUUUUCAAACAACAUAUAGACCAAGUUCAUGGGAAGAAGAUCUAUUUUGAAGCUCCUGACAAAAUGUUACUUUACAAGUUGACGUGGAACGAUUUAGUGUGUGUUAUGUGCAACGAUGUGUUCGAAGACUUUAAUACAUUAAAUACUCACAUGGUGGAACAUUUUAGUAAUUAUACUUGUGAUAUAUGUGGUGUGUGCUUCUUAGAGAAACCGAGGUUGGACGCCCAUUUGAAACGGCAUAAGGAUGACGAAAGACAUACUUGUGAAGUUUGCGGUAAAGUUUUUAAAUCAAACCAUUAUAAGGACAUGCAUGUCGAUAUAGUACAUAAGAAGAAAGCAAUAAUCCGAUGUCCUAGAUGCGACGAAUGUUUUAUGUCUUACGCUUUAAAAAAUAAACAUUUGACAGAAGCCCACGGACAAAAGAGGACGUACCCAUGCAACCUUUGCGACAAAGUCUACAAUAGACAAAAGACUUUGACAGAACAUCAAAGGAGGAAUCAUCAAAAAGUUUUAAAGCAUCAAUGUGAGUAUUGUGAUCAGAGGUUUUACUUGCCUUCGCGGUUAAAAGAACAUAUGGCGACGCAUACAGGGGAAAGGAACUUCAGAUGUGAGUAUUGUGAAAAAAGUUAUCCGAGGCUAAAAUCUUUGCAGUAUCAUAUACGAACGCAUACGAAUGAUAGGCGGUAUAGAUGUCAUAUAUGCGGGCAGGCGUUCAUACAGAAUGCUAGUCUGAAAUCUCAUAUUAAGAGCCAUCACCCAGAGUGUGAUAUCGAAGGAUGUUAUUUCUAAGUUUAGGUUUGAUCGUGCGAUUUGGUGGUGUAUAAAAUUUGAUAGCAAUAGGUAUAUAAGGGUUACUAUGACAUCGGAAGGUAAUUUUGAUUCAAAUUUU
This is a messenger RNA of Spodoptera exigua (beet armyworm), 2035 nucleotides long. The record is from the annotation of a GenBank genome assembly. Lineage: Eukaryota; Metazoa; Arthropoda; Insecta; Lepidoptera; Noctuidae.